Molecule: messenger RNA, 1770 nt
Organism: Rana temporaria (common frog)
Lineage: Eukaryota; Metazoa; Chordata; Amphibia; Anura; Ranidae
Exons: 2
Coding region: 490-1527 (345 amino acids)
Biological process (GO): regulation of DNA-templated transcription; circadian rhythm
Cellular component (GO): nucleus
Molecular function (GO): DNA-binding transcription factor activity; DNA binding
Source: RefSeq, a predicted model, not a curated record
AGGAGUGAUGCCAGGAAAGUAGAGCACACACACACACAACAGGAGGAGGAGAUAGAGAGAAACACACGCUCACAAAACAACAGCAAGCCAAAAGCAUCGCACUGACCUGCUGCUGAGACCAGGCAGGCGUGUCCAGGAGAGCAAAACCUGCCGGAGAGGGAAGCAGAGAAUUAUUACCUGACAAAGGAGAAAGAGAGGAACAUCUCCUCGUUCAAACACAAAUCCAAGAACAGCAGAGAUCUGACUCAUUAAUCCAAGAGAACAUGGGAGUUUGUAUUGCGGCGGUUGAUCUGGUAGAGAAAGAAACAGUUCAAGAAUAAGAUGCUUAAACUGCAUGGUGAGCCAAAACAAGAAGAAAGCAGUCCUAGUUUUCAACUCAAGGGACGGUGCUUCACCUAAAUUCUUCUUGCCAGAACCCUAUCGCUGUUUUAUAGCUUCCUACAGCAAAGACUUGGACAUACAUUGAUCUUGAGGAAGACCUCGGUGAACAUGGAAUCUCCAUUGGCCAACUACUCACAAAGCAUGGAGCAUGAGCAUUCCCGGGGAAGAACUCCAAGUGGCCAAAGUGCAUCCGCAGCUGGCCGUCGCAAGCGGGAGUUCAUCUCCAAUGAAAAGAAGGAUGCCAGUUACUGGGAGAAGAGGCGGAAAAACAAUGAAGCAGCCAAGAGAUCACGGGAAAAGAGACGCUUUCAUGACCUAGUGCUGGAAGGGAAGGUGGCAGCACUGGAUGAGGAAAAUGGACGCUUGAGGAAUGAAUUAUUCCAGCUGAAACUGCAAUAUGGGCUAAUUUCAGCUGCCUCUUUCAUUGAGGCGAGCCACGGACUUGGCAACCACAAGACUUCAGAUGGUGGAUCUUUGUUGUGCAACGCCAGGAACACAACCUACACAUCCCCAUACAUGAACUCAGACUCCUCAGAGGCAGACAGUGGAGGGGGUGCAGCCAUGGAUAGCUAUUCCCCGCAUGGGUCGCUGUCUGACCUCUCCGAUCAGUCUUCCCGGGAUAGUCCGGUGCCAACCACCUACGGUGAGGGGAGAGAGAUGGAAAAUGACUUUGCCAAUUUGUGCCCAGUGGAAAACAAUCAAUCCACAAGAUUAGCAGUGCCACGCGGAGGAGUAAUACUGUACCGAGUUGGUGGGCUUACGGUUGACCCCCAGCAAAGGCACAUUGUGGCUACAGAUGAAGAAAUGCUGAAACACCGGGCCUCAGAGUACAUUGCCCCAUUGCCACGCUCCUCCAUUUUUGCACAUGCGGACAGUUUUCAAACUGCUUACCAACACAUGGAGAAGUCCCCUGGGGUUCAAGUCUCCUCAGAACUUUUGUCUCCCAAAUCCCCUCAGUCAUGGUAUCAGAGUGAGGACAGUGGUAGUGACGAGGGGGGAUCCAACUGUUGCUCCUCGCAGUGCCCAACCUAUCAGGAGCCAGCGGCUGGCGUCAAACUGCCCCACAAAUUGAGGUUGAAGUGUCGAACACAUGGACAUGAGAGGUGGAGGUCAGAUAAUGGUCAAGGAGUUGAGGUGCAGAAUUAAUUAUCAGCCGGUACUGCUAUCCAGUUAAUGAAAGCAAAAAACAAAAGGCCUGGCCACCAAUCCCUUCUAUCACUAUCCGCAGAUGCCACUUUGUGACUGUUACUUUAAAGACUUAUGGCUGAUCCUUUAACUACUGUUACACUGCUGGGGGGGGGGGGGCAUAGUGUUACAGCCAUGGGGACUGGCACUAUUUCUGUAUAUAUAUUUGCUAUGUAUAUAUUUAAAUAAACAUGUUUAAACCUA